CCACGGAUACAAGUUCAGCACCAGCAUCACCUACCAGAGGUCAGGCUCCUUCAUCUGCUACUGAACCAGAAAUAUUCAUGCCUACAACAACAUCUACUUUGACCCAAACCUUAUUCACAUCAACUAAACCAACAUCUGUGAAACAGGAUACACUUGAUUUUUCAACUACUGUAGUUUCUACUACUGGUCAACUGAGUCAGUCUGCCACCACUACAGCUGACCAGACCACCGAUACAAGUUCAGCACAAGCAUCACCUACCAGAAGUCAGGCUGCUUCAUCUACUGCUGAACUAGUAAGAUCCAUGUCUACAACAACAUCAACUUUGAUCCAAACCUCAUUCACACCAACUAAACCAACAUCUGUGAAACAGGAUACACUUGGCUUUUCAACUACUGUAGUUUCUACCACUGGUCAACUGAGUCAGUCUGCCACAGCUACAGCUGACCAGACCACGGAUACAAGUUCAGCACCAGCAUCGCCUACCAGAAGUCAGGCUCCUUCAUCUGCUACUGAACCAGAAAUAUUCAUGCCUACAACAACAUCUACUUUGAUCCAAACCUUAUUCACAUCAACUAAACCAACAUCUGUGAAACAGGAUACACUUGAUUUUUCAACUACUGUAGUUUCUACCACUGGUCAACUGAGUAGGUCUGCCACAGCUACAGCUGACCAUACCACGGAUACAAGUUCAGCACCGGUACCACCUACUAGAAGUGAGGCUCCUUCACCUACUACUGAACCAGAAAGAUCUUCUGUUGCUGGGUCUUUUUCAACUGCUGUAGUUUCUCUCACUCGUCAACUGAGUCAGUCUGCCACAGCUACACCUGACCAUACCACCGAUACAAGUUCAGCGCCAACAUCACCAUUGACAUCACCUACCAGAGGUCAGGCUCCUUCAUCUACUACUGAGUCAAAAAGAUUUCUUGUCUCCGAAUCUUCAACUGAAUCUGUUCAAAAUACUAUGUUGAUGUCCACAACUGAUAAUAUUUCAAAGACAGGAUCUUCAUCAGAAACUUCACCUGAUAUAUCUGUAACAGAAGAACAGGUCACUUCACCCAGAACUGAGACAACUGUGUCUCCAACUAUACCAAGAGCCCACUCAAAUGUGACUGCAGUUCUACCUGAAUCCCCAGUCACUGCAGCCUCUACAGCCACAACUGCAGCACCAACAGCAAUAAAAGCUUCUACUGCUGCCAUUUGGUCAUCUACUCCAGCUACUAUAACCAUGGCGGUGCCAGCUAGAGGAGGAGAAGGAGUGAUUAUUUUAAUAAUUCGAAUCCAGCAAAUCUUCAUUCCCGCUUACAGUGAUCCUUCCUCAAUCGAGUACAAUACUCUGGUCAGCAAUAUCACUGCUGAGCUGAGCCGAGGCUUUAGAGAGCUGUUUCCCCUCACAUUUCUCCGAUGCUAUGUCAUAAGACUCUGGAAUGGUUCAGUGGGUGUGGACUCUCAGCUAAUCUUUAAAAAUGAAACAGUUCUUCCAAAUGCAACAGUCCUGACUAAUUCACUGAAAUCAGCAAUAAAUGAUUCUAAGGUUUUCCUGAAUAUCCUUUCAUCCAGUAUCACUGUUGCUGUGGGCACCACUACACCAGUUUCUACCACAAAAACUGCCAAUGGCACUAAACUGACCACAACUCCAAGUGUGACCUCCCUGACCUCUGCAUCCAGUGCUGGAGAAUCAAAUACAAACAGUAACUAUUUUAUAAUUCUGUAUGUAGCUGUUGCCUUUGGACUUUGUGGGAUUGCAGCUUUUCUUGCUGUAUAUUUUUGGAGAAGAAGAGGAAGGAAAACUAAGCAGAGCAGAAUUAUGGAUGGACCAGUGUACGACAAUGCUCCCCGUGCUCAAAUGUAUGAGACUCAACCUGAGCAAAUAAGACUCAACCACUGAAACUGCACCAACAGAGAAAAACAGGGAGAUAGUUUUUUUUUAUGUAUUGCUAUGUUUCUAUGUUAUAUGUUAUUGACUUUUUAAGAGUUUUAACUCAGAGUAUCAAACUGCUUUAUGUGAGUCUGUAAUAUUGUAAUAUAUUAAAGCCUUUGUGAAUUCAAACCCAAAUCUCUGAUAAAAACAUAUGUAUAGAUUUUGCUGAAGAAUGUGUUUUU
Messenger RNA from Colossoma macropomum (tambaqui), 2101 nucleotides. Its product is annotated as mucin-5AC-like. The record is from RefSeq and is a predicted model, not a curated record. The coding region runs from base 78 to 1886 and encodes 602 amino acids. NCBI's taxonomy places the organism in Eukaryota, Metazoa, Chordata, Actinopteri, Characiformes, Serrasalmidae. The transcript has 8 exons.